This is a messenger RNA of Caenorhabditis remanei, 1029 nucleotides long. RefSeq lists its product as uncharacterized. The coding region runs from base 1 to 1029 and encodes 342 amino acids. Lineage: Eukaryota; Metazoa; Nematoda; Chromadorea; Rhabditida; Rhabditidae. The transcript has 3 exons. Gene Ontology annotation, biological process: innate immune response. Gene Ontology annotation, molecular function: protein binding. The record is from RefSeq and is a predicted model, not a curated record.
AUGACUGAUAAGUUCCCAUUCCUGAAGUUGCCUGAAAUUGUCAUGGACAAUGUUCUGCACUACUGCGAUUAUAUGGAAAUUGCUUCCCUCCGCAAGACUUGUCGCAGUCUCCGCGAGUUCGUUGACACCGCGAAACCUGACGGACGCGUGGACAAACUGAUGAUAGAUUGCGAUGCGUACGAAGGGAAGUUUCUUCUUCAAUUGGGAGAAAAAACCGUCGAGAUUUCCUACACAAAAACGAUGGAUGGAUGUAGUAUUUUUGAUACCGGCAACUGGAUGUGGUCAAUAUUAUUGAAGGGAGAAGAUUACAUGGAACUGCUCAAAAGUGACUUUAGUGUACUCUUGAGACAUCAGAAAAGUCUCUUGAAGGUAAUGGAGAUCAGAGGCAAAUCAGCUGACAUUGAGCAAGUUCUCAACAUCUUGAAAGCUCACUCAAAGAAUCCAAGAGCUCGAAAAUUCCCAUUGAGAACUUCUAAACUUUCUCUGAUUGAAUUAUCAGUUUCUCAAAUUCUUCUGGCACUCUCUUCUGUUGAUGCACAGAGUUUGCGUUCUCUGUCAAUCAGGGGCUGUAAACAAAAUAUGUUGUUGAACGAAAUCACUGAAACAGAGCAAUGGAGGCAUUUGGAUACUUGCAUUUUCACAGGAUUAUCUCGGGACAGUAACAGUAUCUCCGGAUUUCGUAUUUCAGAUGUCUGUCGGAUUUCACAUUUAAAUUCAUUUCGGGGUCAUGUUACGAUGGUAUCUGCAGCGGAUUUGUAUUAUCUGAAAACGACCUUCCUCAAGUCCACUAACUUCUCUUCGUGCAGAAUACGUUCUGACAGUAUCGCUAGCGUUUCCGAUAUAGCCACAACGUUUGGAGUACAACCAUUUGUUCGAAACGGAAUUUUUUCUUCUCAUGAUGAGUGGUUCUUUCGCAAGCCUAACGAUAAAUUCGGAGUUUUGUAUUUGAGUUUGAAACAGUUCAAACAUGUUAAGUUCGGACACAAAAAUAAUGUCAAAGUCCCAACCGGCGCAGUAAUCAUUGAUUGA